Anopheles cruzii is the source of this 950-nucleotide messenger RNA. Its product is annotated as bile salt-activated lipase-like. The record is from RefSeq and is a predicted model, not a curated record. Lineage: Eukaryota; Metazoa; Arthropoda; Insecta; Diptera; Culicidae. The annotation marks the transcript as partial. The transcript is spliced from 2 exons.
UCUCCCUUCAACUCGUGGGCCUUCCAACCGAAUCCACUCUUUUACGCAAACCUCUUGGCCGAAGCCCUGGGUCUGGAAACCAUCGAUACGGCCGCCAUGGUGGCCGCUCUCCAGCUGGUUCCGUACAGGGCGUUGAUCGCGCAACAAAAAGAUGUGUACUCGAGUGCACUACAACUGGUGCCUAUCGAUUUUGGUCCGGUUGCCGAGCCGCCAGACGCUCCCGGAUCGAUUGUCCUGCCACGGUCGCCGAUGGAGCUCAUCGAGGACGGUGCGUACCAGGCGGUUCCUCUGUUGACCGGGUUCAACAACUUGGAGUCGAUACUGUUAAUAAUGCAGGAGGACGUCACUCCCAGCCUGUACGACACGUUCAACGAGCACUCGAACUAUUUGGUGCCGAUGGCAUGGAACAUCUCGAAAGGUAGUUCCGAUGCUGGUGUCAUUAGUGAGACAUUCGCGCAGUUCUACUGGCAAGGCCAGACGCUUGGACCGGAGUUGUUGGAACAAUUCUCCUUGUACAUGACCGACGCAAUGUUCGCGAUCGGUGUACUAGAGAUAGCGAAACUGCAUUCAACCCGGAUGCCGGUCUACGUCUAUCACUUCAGCUACGACGGUGACCUGAACCUGUUCAAAAAGCCACUGGGCGUCUCAAUACCGGGUGCGGUACACGGGGACGAGCUUUACUACAUGUUCGACGCGAAGACACUUAUGAGCGAACAACUUCCCGUCACUGGCCAUGCGCUCACGGUCCGCAAGCGAAUGCUCCGACUUUGGACUAACUUUGUCAAGUAUGGAAACCCAACUCCGGUAGUGGAUCCCGUGCUGCAGAACAUUGUGUGGCCACAGCUUGACGGCGACACGGUCAAUGUCGUGCUAAACAUUGACCACGAUCUGAUGCUCGGACCGAAUCCUAUCGCUUCCCGCUACGAACUGUGGCAGAGUUUGGCGCAAAG